Molecule: messenger RNA, 3850 nt
Organism: Psammomys obesus (fat sand rat)
Lineage: Eukaryota; Metazoa; Chordata; Mammalia; Rodentia; Muridae
Gene: Ano7
Product: anoctamin 7
Exons: 24
Coding region: 55-2682 (875 amino acids)
Biological process (GO): calcium activated phospholipid scrambling; chloride transmembrane transport
Cellular component (GO): plasma membrane
Molecular function (GO): chloride channel activity; protein dimerization activity
Source: RefSeq, a predicted model, not a curated record
GGCUGGCCCUGAUUUUGCUCCUGCGGGAACCAGGCAUGUGCUGAUGAGCUGGCUAUGAAUUCUGCAGUCUCCUCUGGAAGCCACUGUGCCAGGAGUGAGAUGCUGCGGCGGCGAACCCGGGAAGAAGACAGCAUGGUGCUGAUCGACAUGGCCUCCCCGGAAGCAGGGAAUGACUGCUCUUACGGAAGCACAGCCCAAGCCUCAGAGGCAGAUAAACAGCAGGUGGUCCCCAGCAGAGUUGGGAGCUAUGCCAAACCCCCAAUUGAUUUUGUUCUUGUUUGGGAAGAAGACCUUGGUAGGAACCAAGAGAGCCCUACCCAGGACAAAGACACACAUGAGGUCUGGCGGGAGACCUUUCUGGAAAAUCUUCGUAUGGCUGGCCUGAAUAUAGAUCAGCAUGAUGUCCAGGAUGAGGCCACUGCAGUACAUUACAUCCUCCUCAAUGCACCCUGGGCUGUUCUCUGCUACUAUGCAGAAGACCUGCGCCUGAAGCUGCCUCUGCAGGAGCUACCCAAUCAGGCCUCCAACUGGUCAGCCACUCUUCUGGAGUGGCUGGGCAUCCCCAAUAUCCUGCUGGAGGAAGUGCCUGACACGCCCCCGGAGUGCUACUCCUGCCACUUCAAAGCAAGCAAGCUGCAAUGGUUCCUUGGGAGUGACAAUCAGGACACCUUCUUCACCAGCACCAAAAGGCACCAGAUUCUGUUUGAAAUCUUGGCCAAGACUCGCUAUGGCCACAAGAAGAAAGGCUUGUUUGGGGUUGACCAGCUGCUGGCGGAGGGUGUCUUCAGCGCAGCCUUCCCCCUGCAUGAUGGCCCAUUCUCUGCAACCCCAGAGAGCUCACAGGUCCCCGGGCUCACCCAGCGCCAAGUCUUAUUCCAGCACUGGGCUCGCUGGGGCAAAUGGAGCAAGUACCAGCCACUGGACCAUGUGCGCAAGUACUUCGGUGAGAAGGUGGCUCUCUACUUCGCCUGGCUUGGGUUUUACACUGGUUGGCUCCUGCCUGCAGCAGUGGUGGGCACAGUGGUGUUCCUGGUGGGCUGUUUCCUGGUGUUCUCAGAUGUACCAACGCAGGAGCUGUGCGACAGUUCGGAUGGCUUUGACAUGUGCCCACUCUGCUCUGACUGUUCUUUUUGGCUGCUCUCCAGUGCCUGCACCCUGGCCCAGGCAGGGCGGCUCUUUGACCACGGUGGCACUGUUUUCUUCAGUUUGUUCAUGGCCCUGUGGGCGGUGCUGCUUCUGGAGUACUGGAAGCGGAAAAACGCCACAUUGGCCUACCGCUGGGACUGCUCUGACUAUGAGGACAUUGAGGAGAGGCCUAGGCCCCAGUUCGCUGCAAUGGCCCCUAUGACAGCCCUGAAUCCCAUCACUGGUGAAGAUGAGCCCUACUUUCCUGAGAAGUGUCGUGUACGCCGCAUGCUGGCUGGCUCUGUGGUGCUCCUGAUGAUGGUGGCUGUGGUGAUUAUGUGCCUUGUGUCUAUCAUCCUGUACCGGGCUGUCAUGGCUGUAAUUGUGUCCAAGUCAGACAACACCUUUCUCUCAGCCUGGGCUCCACGAAUUGCCAGCUUCACAGGGUCAAUGGUGAACCUUGUCUUCAUCCUCAUCCUCUCCAAGGCCUAUGUGGUCCUGGCUCAGGUCCUGACAAGAUGGGAGAUGCACCGGACACAGACCGCAUUUGAGGACGCCUUCACCCUCAAGGUGUUCAUCUUCCAGUUUGUCAACUUCUAUGCCUCACCUGUAUACAUCGCCUUCUUCAAGGGUAGGUUUGUGGGAUACCCAGGCAACUACCACACCUUGUUUGGAGUCCGAAAUGAGGAGUGUCCAGCUGGAGGCUGUCUCAUCGAGCUGGCACAGGAACUCCUGGUCAUCAUGGUGGGCAAGCAGGUCAUCAACAACGUGCAGGAGGUCCUUGUCCCAAAGCUGAAAGGCUGCUGGCAGAAAUUGUACUGCAGGAGGAAGAAGGCUGGCAUAGGGACCCACCCAGCACGUUGGGAGGCUGACUAUGAGUUGCUGCCCUGUGAGGGGCUGUUUCAUGAAUACCUUGAAAUGGUGCUGCAGUUUGGGUUCGUCACCAUCUUCGUGGCCGCCUGCCCGCUGGCGCCGCUUUUUGCCCUGCUCAACAACUGGGUGGAGAUCCGCCUGGACGCGCGCAAGUUCGUGUGCGAGUACCGACGUCCCGUGGCCGAGCGCGCCCAGGACAUCGGCAUCUGGUUUCACAUCCUAGCGGGCCUCACACACCUCGCGGUCAUCAGCAAUGCCUUCCUGCUGGCCUUCUCCUCUGACUUCCUGCCGCGUGCCUACUACCGCUGGACUCGCGCCACUGACCUGCGCGGCUUCCUCAAUUUUACGCUGGCGCACGCGCCACCCACCUUCACCGCUGAGCACAACCGUACUUGCAGAUACCGGGCUUUCCGGGAUGAGGAGGGACACUAUUCCCCGACUUACUGGACUCUCCUCGCCAUUCGCCUGGCCUUUGUCAUCGUGUUUGAGCACGUGGUGUUCUCCAUUGGCCGGUUUCUGGAUCUCCUGGUUCCUGAUGUCCCAGAGUCUGUGGAGAUCAAGGUGAAGCGGGAAUACUACUUAGCUAAACAGGCACUGGCUGAGAAUGAGGCUCUCCUUGGAGCAACAGGAGUGAAGGAUGACCAGUCUCCAAGCUCAGAGCCCAGUCUGGGCCCUCCAACCUAGGGUCUUAGCACUGGUGACCUCCUAUCCUUCUCUGAGGUCACAUUAGGGAUUACCGGAGGCUGACACACUUGCUUGGAAGACUGUUGAAGAUGCUCCAGGUUACAGUACCAUGUGUUCUUAGAGACCAUGGCUUUGUUCCUGGCUCCAGCUCAACUUGUCCUCCACCCUUGGCUGCCACAGUCCUCUGCUCACACAUUCUGCUUUGUCACUAACCCUGCAAGAUGUUCCAAGACUCCAGCGGAGCAGCAGUGUUUAAAGAUACAUCUGUUAGCCUUAGGGGGCUAUCCCUUACUGCCAUUCCAAAGUUCCAUGAGCCAAUGAUUCAUCUCCCUAUAUCUCAAAAGCAAAAGGGCUGUCUGAAAUGUUGGCUUCUGUGGCUCUCAUUUUUGCUGACUGUUGUACUUAGAGAGCAUCUGUCCUUCCUUCACCUCCGCCAUGACUUUCCUGUUCCUAAACCAAGGGCUAGGUGUCUUCUGUAUGUAUUCCUGAUUCCUAGUGAUAAGGAAGUGGCUUCACAUAUGGCUCCCAACCUAUCCCAAGGCAUAACCCUUCUGCCAAUUGAGCAAGUUAAGACUCUGGGGUCCCUGCCUUCUCAGGGCUCUGCUUAUUUAUUUUGUAGCAUUCCUUGUGGUAGUGUAGGGUCAGAUCACCCCUCCAGAACCACCCCCAACUACCUUUCCUCACAUGGUCACUACCAGGCACUCAGGCACACUACCAUGGCUCUCAGACCUGAUACCACAUCCUAGGCCAUGGGAGGACGUCCCCUUACCUCUUCUUUCAAACCUAAUCACCCAAAGCCUAUCUCAUGAGUUCUCUCCUAUCUCGGCCUCUUUACCCAGAUAGAUGAAGAGCCUCUGUAGCACUCUAGUGCUGGGCCAGACUCAGCACACAGUAAGCAGUAAAGGGGAAAGGCUGUGGAUAAAGCCUUACCCUUAUAGUGGAAACAGAAACAAAAAGAUUUAUGUGACAUAUUCCCUCCUGCCCCACCCUUUUUUUUCCCCGUGUUUACAUACAAUUGCUUCUCAAACUGGGUUAGCUGUUGCCUUGUUAGCUGGGUUAACUGAUGGUUAACUGCCAUUUCCUAACUUGGCUGCCCACUCAUGAUGGGAUAUGGGCCUUUCCUCCACUUCUGUCAUUCAGCCAUGCUAGAAUAAAGGUCUGAAAGUAA